AUGCCGGUGCCAACAAUGAAUCAAUCUUCUUGGGAGGGCAGCCAGGCUUUGGAGAAUCAGCGCGAUAUGUCAGGAAUUAGACAAAACCAAGGCGCUCGGUCGCAAGAUGAUGCCAAUGUUGGAUAUUUGUACCAAAGAAGUCACAGUGAUGCUCUCAUAGGAGGUGGUUUUAAUAAUAAUAAACGGUGGGCAGGCGGGGACGACAUCAUUCUAGAGCAGAGUCGGCAGGUGACCACUGUCCAAGAGUUAGAGAGACACUUUCAUGGAUUAACAGUAGCACAAGGUUCAGCCAGGCCAGAAGUGGGACAGCAAGCCAAAAAAUUGUGGGAUGAUGAUCUGCACAGAGCUGGUGAUGACCGGUCUGGGGUCAUGUUUCACCAUGGCUGGACCACAAGAGAUGAUGCCUGGACCACUGGUGCAUCAGAAACUUCCAACCAGAUUGGGCUUAACAUGGUGGAGUAUGUUUUGGGUGGAUCUCCCAACAAAGUAGAGCAAACAGCGCUGGACAGAAUGAAGACUUAUGCUCAUUAUUCCUCCCAUCAGAUGUCGCAACAAGAUGGCAACAUGGGCGAAGACAAGACAAAUAAAACACCCCCAUUUGAAGAUGGAGCAGGGGACGAUGGGAAAAACAUUCAGACAAAUGGACUGAUGGCAAAUGUUUUGGAUGAUGGUGGAUACAGAGGGAGCAAACUUACAUCCCCUGCAGACGAGGAGAGACAUGGUCACUUUGGGAUGUCCAUGGAGCAUCAGAAGCACCAGUUGCGGGAUGCUGGAGACUUCUUAAACAAUGGACAGCACCCUGUAGCAUACCAUCUAGACUCCCAUCAGCAGCAGCAGCAGUAUCAGCAGUUUGGUAUGGACCCCCUGCAGUACGGUGGCGAUUAUGGCAGGCAGAUGAUUCAUGGUGUUGAGAGCCCCAAUAGCUACAGCAUGGACUACAAUCAGCUGUUGCAGCAACAGCAGCAGCAAGUUGCCAUGCUGACCCCACAACAGCCUUACACACUCCCUGGACAACAGCCAUUAGUGAUGACAGGGCCAAAUGCAAUCACACAAGGACUGUAUACGCUCAUGCAAGAUCCUUAUGUGGCGGCUCGAGUCCCGUUCACAGGUCCAUCCAUGAUGCAUCAGUACUAUCAGAUCCCCAUGAUGUUUCCAAGCACCAACAUCCCUAACCUCAUGCAAGGACAGCAGACGCCACAGUCCCUGCAACAGCAGCAGCAGCAGUAUUUGCGGGCACGGGCAGCGUCACCAGCUCAGCAGAGCGACAUUCUUGGCCCUGCAGCAACCCAGAUGGGUCAAACCAUGCAGACAAAUGGUGGUUACCAGUUGAUGGCUCCAGCUUACAUUGAUCAGAAUGGUCAGAUUGUCAAUCCCAGAUUGCUAGGACCACAAGUCCGGUUGGUUUCUCCUGCUUCUUUGCUCAUGAAUACCGGAUCCCAGCAGCAAGCAGGCUCAGGCCAGUUGAGCGGCACUAGCCCAUUGCGUCUGCUGACUUCACAAGGGCAGCAGACACCACCAGUAGCAAGUAACACACCUCUUGUAGCCAGCCAAGGAAGUUUGGGCUAUUCUCCUACUAGCAGUUUGGGCUACACACAAGUCACUACCAGCUUGUUUACUCCUGUCUCCACGCUGACGAUGACCGCCCCACAUCAGAAUACUUACACCAGUAACAGUUACGAGAGCAUCAGCUCAGGUGCUGUGGGGACAAUAGGGCAACAGAGAGAUUCUUUUGAUAUGAAGCGCCAGCCGUCACUGCCUCCUUUCGGUGGAUAUUAUGCUCCUCUGCCUGGUAUGGCCAACUCUUCCCUGGGCACCAUCGGCGGUAACAUGAUGUCGGGAGCCUCAUCGAUGACACCCCCACCUUCCCUCUCUGGGUCGGAUACAAAUAUUCCCAUUGGUAUGAAUUUAGGAGGCAGGCCAUAUUCCGUGGCACCCGGAGCAGAAACAGCCAAAUAUAGGACAGCUGAGUUUGUUUCCCCAGCCAGUGGUGUUUAUGGGAACACUGUCUUUCACAACAGGACGGUGACAACUAGGAGUGCUAACUUAUCAAAGGAGGUGUCAGGGCGCAGCCGGCUACUGGAGGACUUCAGGAACAACAGAAUCCCAAAUUUGAGCCUUAAAGACCUGAUGAACCACGUGGUUGAGUUUGCUCAGGACCAGCAUGGCUCCAGGUUCAUUCAGCAAAAACUGGAGCGGGCCACACCACCAGAGAAGAGCAUGAUUUUUGGAGAAAUCUUAUCAGCCGCCUACUCCCUAAUGACAGAUGUCUUUGGCAAUUACGUGAUUCAGAAGUUUUUUGAGUUUGGUACUCCAGAACAAAAGCAGACGCUGGCACAGCGAGUCAGGGGUCAUGUUUUGCCACUGGCUCUGCAAAUGUAUGGCUGUAGGGUGAUUCAGAAAGCUCUAGAAUCUAUACCAAGUGACAUGCAGGUGGAGAUUGUGAAGGAACUCGAUGGCCACGUUCUCAAGUGUGUCAAGGAUCAGAACGGGAACCAUGUGGUGCAGAAGUGUAUUGAAUGUGUUGACCCCAAGUACCUCCAGUUCAUCAUUGAUGCUUUCAAAGGACAGGUGUUUAAUCUGUCCACACAUGCCUAUGGCUGCCGAGUUAUUCAGCGCGUGUUAGAGCAUUGUGCAGCAGAGCAGACAGUCAUGAUCUUGGAGGAGCUUCACGAAAAUGCUGAACGACUUGUGCAGGACCAGUAUGGCAACUAUGUCAUUCAGCACAUAAUGGAGCAUGGCCGUGCUGAGGAUAAGAGUAAAAUCGUCAACAUGGUCAAGGGGAGGGUACUCUCACUAAGCCAGCAUAAAUGUGCCAGCAACGUGGUAGAGAAGUGUGUGACUCAUUCAUCCAGGCAGGAGAGAGCACUGCUCAUUGAGGAAGUCUGUAACUCAAGUGAUGGCUUUGGAAACCACACUGCACUGUAUGCGAUGAUGAAGGACCAGUUUGCUAACUACGUUGUCCAAAAGAUGAUAGACGUCGCAGAGCAGCCCCAGCGCAAAAUUCUGAUGCAUAAAAUCAGGCCAUACAUUGCCACGCUUCGCAAAUACACCUACGGGAAGCAUAUCUUGGCCAAGCUGGAGAAGUUCUUCAUGAAAAACAGCGCAGAGUUGGGACCUGUCGGUGAGUCUUUGCUUUUUCUGUUAUUUUCCUUUGUAAGGAAGAACUUGAAAUUCUGGCGUUGA
Messenger RNA from Candidula unifasciata, 3183 nucleotides. NCBI's taxonomy places the organism in Eukaryota, Metazoa, Mollusca, Gastropoda, Stylommatophora, Geomitridae. The record is from the annotation of a GenBank genome assembly.